Molecule: messenger RNA, 2131 nt
Organism: Paraphaeosphaeria sporulosa
Lineage: Eukaryota; Fungi; Ascomycota; Dothideomycetes; Pleosporales; Didymosphaeriaceae
Product: DNA polymerase alpha 70 kDa subunit
Exons: 4
Coding region: 89-2131 (680 amino acids)
Biological process (GO): DNA replication; DNA replication initiation
Cellular component (GO): alpha DNA polymerase:primase complex
Molecular function (GO): DNA binding
Source: RefSeq, a predicted model, not a curated record
CGCUUCGGACCGCACACUCAACAGUCACACUCCGUGCAUUGCUGUGCUUUCCCAUAUUUAGCCAUCCCAGCAGCGCACUCCAAGCGCCAUGGACGACACGGCCGAGCUCACCGAACGCUUCGAGCGCUAUUGCGCCACAAAGGACAACGACGUCCCCUCCGAAAUCCUCAACGAACUGCAGUCCAUCCAGCGCAUAUUCUCAAUCUCUGCCGAAGAGCUCGACUUCAAAUGGCAGGCGUACAAUAUGAAAAUGGGCGGAGAGGAAAAGAUGGACUUGAAGACGGCGAGAGAUUUCAAGAAGGAUCUGCAAGACUCGCUGGAGAAAGAAAGCAGAGGCAAGGUGCAACAGAGGGGCGAUGCGAAGCGAGUGGCACCCACGCCCAGAGCGGCGAAGGGUGGGGACAUGUAUGAUAUGCUGGAUGGCAUGAUUGCUACCCCUCGAGCAGCCCCUCUGGGCAGCGCCGCAAAGCGACGAUCCAACUUCGAUGCCCCCGCCGGUAAAGCGCACAAGAACCAUGAGAUGAGCUCUCCAGCAGGCGGACAGACACCCAGAGGCGAAGUUGGCGACGCAUCUGUCUUCGACUUCUCCUCUCGCAAGAACGCUGGCGACAUCGCCGAACAGUUGAACGGGCACAUCGCCCUAUCCGAUGCUCCGGAAGAACCCCCCUCGGAAACACGCAUCAAGCUAAAGGCCAACACCGACAUGUCCAAAUUCAACUACAAAACCAUGGCCAUGAAGCUCUCCGAAGCCUCCGAAGUGCUCGACGACCGCAUUGACGAGUUCCGCCAAUUGCUGCAAGAACACCUCGAUCUGGAAGAUAGUGCCUUCGGCAACCCCUCAUACCAGUCUCCAAACGAGGUCAUCGCAGUGGGGCGUAUAUGCUCCGACACGAGCGAGGGCAAGCUCAACGCUGCAUCCAUAGUACUAGAGGGCUCUCGGCGAUGGGGUUCAGGACGAAGGGUCCCUCUGACCCUGGACAAACUAACAUCAUACAACUUCUUCCCUGGACAGAUCGUUGCCCUCAGAGGCAUCAACGCGUCGGGCGAGAACUUCGUCGUCUCAGAAGUGCUUUCGUUUCCCCUCCUCACCCAGCCCGCCUCCACCCCGGCAGAACUAGACACCUACAACGCGCGGUACCUCGACACCCCCGAAUCCGACCCUUCCACGGUUCGCCCCCUCACCGUCCUCAUAGCCUCUGGCCCCUACACCACUGACCAGAACCUCGACUUCGCCCCGCUCCACACCUUCCUCGACAACGCCGUCUCCGCCUCCGCCGACACCAUCGUCCUGAUCGGCCCCUUCCUCGAUGCAGAACACCCCCUCAUCCGCUCGGGCGACUUCGAUAUCCCCCCUCACCUCACAUCCCCCGACCAGGCCACCAUGACCGACCUCUUCCGCCACUUCAUCUCCGCGCCCAUCCAGACCUUCACCAGCCGCCUCCCCACCUGCAACGUCAUCCUCGUGCCGUCCCUGCGCGACGCACACCACCACCACGCGGCCUUCCCGCAGGACAAGUUCGCGAAGAAGGAGCUCGGCCUCGGCGCCGCGGGGAGGCACGUUCAAUGCGUCACGAAUCCCAUGACGCUGAGCAUGAACGAGUUCAUCGUGGGCAUGUCGAGCCUGGACGUGCUGCACAUGCUGCAGCGCGAGGAGAUUGCGGGCGGGAAAGCAAGGAGCACGCAUCUCUAUGAGCGGGGUGCGAAGAAUGUGCUUGAGCAGCGCAGUUUUCUGCCGGUUUUUCCGCCGACGGGGAGGGACAAGUUGCUUGCACCGAGUGCGGUGGAGGCGGCCGUGUUCAAGGAGGGUGUUGCGGAUGGUGACACGGAGGAGGGCCCAAGUCCCUUCCUGCCACUGGGCACCAUGGUAGAUACGAGUUAUCUCAAGCUGGGCGAAAUGCUGAAUGUCCGGCCGGAUGUACUCCUCACGCCCAGCGUUUUGCAGGGCUUUGUCAAGGUUGUGGAGAGUGUGCUGGUCAUUAAUCCGGGAACGUUGUGCAAGCGCAGGGCAGCAGGCACGUAUGCGAGGCUAGUAGUUCGGCCUGCGGAUGUGAGUGAGGAGGAGAGGCAGAGGGGGGCUGCGGUUGCGCAUAAGCUGUGGGAAAGGGCGAGGGUGGAUAUUGUAAAGAUCUAA